Molecule: messenger RNA, 781 nt
Organism: Varroa destructor (honeybee mite)
Lineage: Eukaryota; Metazoa; Arthropoda; Arachnida; Mesostigmata; Varroidae
Gene: RpL19
Product: ribosomal protein L19
Biological process (GO): translation
Cellular component (GO): ribosome; cytosolic large ribosomal subunit
Molecular function (GO): structural constituent of ribosome; RNA binding
Source: RefSeq, a predicted model, not a curated record
GCCUCAGAAUACGGCCGCUCGAAAAAUCAUCGUCGAGAUUCUUUUCGUAUGCGGUGUUAAGCGUGCCAAAUGAGCAUCCUUCGCCUUCAAAAGCGUUUGGCAGCUGCCGUACUAAAAUGCGGCCGCAACAAAGUAUGGCUGGACCCGAACGAAACGUCGGAAAUUGCGAACGCCAACUCGCGCGCCACUAUCCGUAAACUCUAUAGGAACGGUAUCAUCAUCCGAAAACCCGUGAAGAUUCACUCGCGCUUCAGGUGCCGACGCAAUGCUGAGGCUCGCAGGAAGGGACGUCAUUGCGGCAUUGGUAAGAGGAAAGGUACGCGAAAUGCCCGCAUGCCGACUAAACUUUUAUGGAUGAAGCGUCAACGCGUCCUGCGUCGUCUGCUCCGAAAGUACCGAGAGGCUAAUAAGAUCGACAAGCAUCUAUACCGUGAACUCUACCUGAAAUCCAAGGGUAACGUAUUCAAGAAUAAGCGCGUUCUUAUGGAAUACAUCCACCGUAAAAAGGCCGAAAAGGCCCGUACGAAGCAACUUAACGACCAGGCUGAGGCUCGCCGUCUCAAGACAAAGGAGUCCCGCGCUCGUCGGGAGCAGCGGCAACUUCUAAAGAAACAGGACCUCGGAGCCGGAGACAAGGAGCGAGCGGUUCAGCAGGUCGGAGUCGAUAAGAAAUAGAAAGAAAAGAUUGAAAAGCAAACUCAAGAGUUUGGAAUGAAAAAAAAAAGCGCGCUGCUGCCAACGACACACAUGAUGGACGUGUCGAGGUUAGAAAAACAAAUAA